Messenger RNA from Meloidogyne enterolobii, 449 nucleotides. Lineage: Eukaryota; Metazoa; Nematoda; Chromadorea; Rhabditida; Meloidogynidae. The record is from the annotation of a GenBank genome assembly.
UUUUAUAUUCUCUCAAAAAUGUCUCCACCCGCCAUCCAAGGCCAACCAAAAAUUCGGCAUGAUGAACAGACCAACUCCGUCUUCCUUGAAGUUUCUGUCCUCGGAGCUGAAGCAACUAAAACCAAAUGGUACUUGGAAGAAAAGGAAAUAGCUUCGGGGACUGGGGCCUACAGAAUGAGCACUCAGGAACAGGAGGGAGGCAAAAAACUAAUUAUUUGCGAGAUCAAAAAUUAUGACAAAAGCAUGCAAGGAACUUAUAAAGCUGUGAGUUUGUACUUUUAGUAGAAGAUGUAGUGGGGCAUUUGUGAGAAGGUAGUAUAGAAGAUUUGUUAGAAAUAGACAGCUCUUAAAACUUACAAUUACAUGGGGAGGGGAAGGAGACGAUGAAAACCUUUCUCAUCUUCUUGGUAAAUAUCUCGAUUGGGGACAUGAUUCUGGAAAAUUAUACA